AUGGACUUUUCAGUCUACAGAAAUGGAAGCGGAAAAAGAGAUUCUGAAAGAGUAACACUUGAAGCUGAUGCAAAUAGAGGGGCUUCUUCAAGGGAAAGUGACAAUGAAGAAAAUAGUAUGGACAAGAAAGAACUCAGUCUCACUAAAGAAAAGCAGACUUUUCUUGAAGAAAGCUUUAAAGAACAAAGCACUCUCAACCCACUAUUCUUUGGGGGCAUUGAGAACUGUCCCAAACCAAGAAAUGUACGUCUAGAAGUUGUUGUUGGGAACAUUGAGCUGGCUUUAGGAGCUCAUCCGACAAUUAAUGGACCGGUGAAAAAGUUAUCAGUAUACGGAGAUUUUAGCUCUUCUUCGAGGCGAAUAACAGAGGCCUAUCACAGGACAGGUGUGAAUCUUGUACACCUUCCGAAUGGGAGGAAGGAUGCUGCCGACAAGGCGAUUUUGGUUGACAUGUUUCUAUUGCACUGGAUUAUCGCAGGCCUGCAACAAUUUUACUUGUCUCAGGAGACAUUGAUUUUGCGCGUGCUCUUCAUACUUUACGUCAUCAGGGAUACACAAUAA
Messenger RNA from Fraxinus pennsylvanica, 561 nucleotides. NCBI's taxonomy places the organism in Eukaryota, Viridiplantae, Streptophyta, Magnoliopsida, Lamiales, Oleaceae. The record is from the annotation of a GenBank genome assembly.